AUGACAAUUGUCGACUCAAAAGCUCCACUGGAGCUCGAUGUCAUUGGUCCUAGCUCCCAGAUAGCCCAAGAUGUUGACAUUGAAGGCAUCAAAGAUGUCACUAUGGCGGGAGAAACCAUGCAGGAAGAACAGAGCCGACCUCGGAGUAAAUUUCGCACGGCGAUGAUAUUGACUGCUCUCUACCUUUCACUCUUUGUUGCCGCCCUAGAUGCCACCAUCGUCGCAACAGCUGUACCGAUCAUCACCGCCGAUUUGAAAUCUGCCGCUGGCUACAUCUGGAUCGGUGGUGCAUAUCUUAUUGCCAAUGCUGCCGCUGCGCCGAUAUGGGUCAAGUUAUCCGACAUUUGGGGCCGAAAGCCGAUCUUCCUUGUUGCAAUCGCUGUCUUUUUUGCCAGCUCAGUGGUUUGUGCUGCAGCGGUGAAUAUGCAGAUGCUGAUUGUCGGUCGUGCAAUUCAAGGUGCUGCCGGAGGUGGCUUGAUCUGUAUGGUUAGUGUUGCCAUAUCUGAUCUUUUCAGUGUGCGCGAACGAAGCCUUUGGCUCGGAUUUUGUGAAGGUGUCUGGGCUCUCAGUGGAGCUGUUGGGCCACUGCUCGGCGGCGCUUUCGCGACUUUCAAUUGGCGUUGGUGCUUUUGGUGCAACCUGCCCAUUGCCGGAACCGCAUUUGUCUUGAUCUUCUUCUUUCUUAAUGUUCACAAUCCUCGAACACCUGUAUAUGAGGGUGUUAAGGCGAUUGACUGGUUUGGAUGUAUCUCGAUCGUGGGAAUCGUGGUCAUGCUACUACUAGGACUUGACUUGGGUGGCGCCAUCUAUCCUUGGGGCUCGGCCAAGGUUAUUUGCCUGCUCGUUUUCGGCUCUCUCAUGAUCUUCGUUUUCAUCUAUAGCGAACGCAAACUUGCGAAAUACCCUGUCAUUCCGCUGUCGCUGUUUGGAUCGAGGAACAUUGCAACUCUUAUUGUUACCUUCUUCCAUGGGCUGGUCUUUAUUGCCGCAGAAUACUAUUUACCCCUCUACUUCCAGAGCGUGAAAGAGGCUUCACCACUUCGCUCAGGUGUAUUACUCGUGCCAUUAAUUGUGGCCACAGCAGGUACCGGUGUUUUGAACGGGAUCUUCAUACAUCGAACCGGACAAUAUCGGCCACCUAUGUGGUUAGGCACCGUUCUCAUGACCCUUGGAAAUGGUCUCUACAUCAUGCUUAACCCUGAUACAUCGAUCGGGGCUAUCAUUGCCUUUGAGAUCAUCGAAGGUAUCGGGUCCGGCCUCCUAUUUGAACCACCUCUACUUGCGAUUCAACAGGGCGUUUCACAGAACGACGUUGGAACUGCCACUUCCACACAGAGCUUUGUUCGAAGCAUGGCACUUUCACUUGGUGUCAUAGUUGGUGGCAUUGUCUUCCAGCAAAGCAUGGACCUACGCCAGCCUUUCUUAAGAGACGCAGGUCUUUCAGGAACUGUAUUGGAAGAACUCUCCGGGAAGAAUGCAGGUGCGAACGUCAUGGUUGGUCAAACCCUACCAGCAGCUCAAGAACUCGCGGUCAAAUUGGCCUUCUCGUGGAGUAUCAGAAACAUGUUCAUCAUGUUUACGGCUCUCAGUUUCCUCAGCAUCGUGGCGAGCAUUUUCAUUCGAACUCACAAGCUCUCGGAAACCCACACUGAGACUGUGACCGGACUUAGAAAGGAAGAACAUUCUCAAAACGCCUAA
Exophiala bonariae is the source of this 1698-nucleotide messenger RNA. RefSeq lists its product as uncharacterized. Gene Ontology annotation, molecular function: transmembrane transporter activity. Bases 1 to 1698 code for a protein of 565 amino acids. The transcript has 2 exons. Gene Ontology annotation, biological process: transmembrane transport. Lineage: Eukaryota; Fungi; Ascomycota; Eurotiomycetes; Chaetothyriales; Herpotrichiellaceae. The record is from RefSeq and is a predicted model, not a curated record. Gene Ontology annotation, cellular component: plasma membrane.